Molecule: messenger RNA, 1060 nt
Organism: Mollisia scopiformis
Lineage: Eukaryota; Fungi; Ascomycota; Leotiomycetes; Helotiales; Mollisiaceae
Exons: 2
Coding region: 70-948 (292 amino acids)
Biological process (GO): mRNA splicing, via spliceosome
Cellular component (GO): U2 snRNP; catalytic step 2 spliceosome; precatalytic spliceosome
Molecular function (GO): RNA binding
Source: RefSeq, a predicted model, not a curated record
ACUUCUUCAGCCUUGCGAACCUCACGUCAAAGCAGAACUUCCCCCUCCACAAUCACAACAAAAAGCAACAUGAACAACAUACGGCAAAUUCAGGAGCUGAAUAAAAAGGAGCUUGAGAACGGAGUGACCCCAGAAGCAUCUUGGCACGCAGACUAUCGCGAUACAGCCUAUGUCUACAUUGGAGGACUUCCAUUUGAGUUGUCCGAGGGCGAUAUAGUCACAAUCUUUUCACAAUAUGGCGAGCCCACUUAUAUCAAUUUGGUGCGCGACAAAGAGACGGGCAAGUCUCGAGGAUUUGCAUUUCUUAAAUACGAAGAUCAACGGAGCACAGAUCUUGCAGUCGACAAUCUGGGGGGAACAGUCGUGAUGGGCCGAACGCUAAGGGUUGAUCAUACGAGAUACAAGAAAAAGGACGACGAAGCAGAAACGGGUAUUGAUCUUACACGAGAUUUGGAGGAGAUUGAAGAAACUGGUGAAGGCAGGCGCAAAAGAAGACGAACCAACGAGUCCGAGAGCGAGGAGGAACGACCUAUGAUCCAGGAAGAGCACGAGCUGACGAAGCUCAUCCAAGAGCACGAAGAUGAAGAUCCUAUGAAAGCUUACCUGAUUCAAGAGAAGAAAGAGGAAGUUGCCUUGGCAUUAGCCAAAGUGAAAGGCAAGAAGUCAGAAAAGGCGCACAAACAUAGACAUCGGCAUAAUAGAUCGACGAGAGAAGAGGGCGGACGCGAAGAUGAAGAUGCUCGUCGCUCUAGUGGCAGGGAAGAUCGUCAUCGCCGGAGAUCUGGGUCUCGAGAGCAUCCUUCAGUGAAAUAUUUGGAAACAAGACCUAGGUAUAGAAGACGGUCCGAGUCAGGAGGCCGUCACGGAGAUGAGCACAGGAGUCGACGCCGAGAAUCUCCCAGAAGGACAGAGCGGGAACAUGAUAGGACAAGAGACCGGCGGAGGUAGUGAUUCUCUUGACCUUACCCAGCAUGGGUUGUAUAGAUCAGAAAUGGAUUCAUAGAAUGCUCUUCAGCAGCUGCUAUGCAGUCCCCCAUGGACAUCUAAAUGCUCAAAAGCC